This is a messenger RNA of Manduca sexta (tobacco hornworm), 1837 nucleotides long. Its product is annotated as tether containing UBX domain for GLUT4. The transcript is spliced from 9 exons. The record is from RefSeq and is a predicted model, not a curated record. Bases 245 to 1768 code for a protein of 507 amino acids. Lineage: Eukaryota; Metazoa; Arthropoda; Insecta; Lepidoptera; Sphingidae.
AUUGAACUUGUGGACAUUCGUCUUGGCAGUCCGUUUCACACCCAACUAGGCUAUCGCCGCUUGCUUGAAGAGCGUACAUCAACAAUAAUAAACAAUUCGAUUGCACUGUAUUCGAUCGAUUGUCUAUUUAUGCUGUGCGAUUCAAAUUUCAAUCUCUAUUCUCCGUACGUCAAAGCCCAAACUUCAAAGUCAUCAGUCAGUAGUCACUCACAAAUCUCGAACUUGCAGUUUACUAGUAGCAAUCAUGUCUAAGGAUAUUAUUGUUUUAACGCCUAACGGGAGGAGACAAAAAGUUCAAUGUACACCAGACACAAGUAUGCUACAGGUUCUGGAAGAUGUUUGUAAAAAACAAGGAUUUCAGUCAUCUGAUUAUGAUUUAAAAUAUCACAAUCAUAUAAUUGACUUGACAACUACAAUAAGGUUUUCUAAUGUACCUAACAAAGCUACACUGGAAAUGGUUGAAGCAGAAAGAAAAAGAGAAGAAGUGAAUGUUACUAUUGGGCUAAUGUUAGAAGAUGGUGAACGCAUAAUGGGUGAAUUUACGCCUAACACUACACUUCAUGAUAUGAUUACAUCUCUGGCUCCAGAAGAGAUUAGUAUGUUAGAACAACCAAGUAUCUUAUACAUGCGACAAGAAGUAACAGGCAUAUCUGCUCUCAAGCAAAAGACUUUGAGACAAUUGGGUUUAAUCAAGGGGAAAGCCAUUCUCAGACUUUUGAAUAAAGUAGGAGAAGCAAAGCAAGCCAAUGUAUCUGCUGUUUAUCGAAAGCCAAGUUCAGAAACUGACCCAAAAAAAGAAGUAAUUAAUUGUCACAACGAAAAUAGAACGUUGACCACCACUUCAGAUCCAGGACCCUCUAGUGUGACUAGUCACAAAUUUAAUCCUGUGUAUUUAAUUAAACAAGAACAACUUUCCACAAAAGAAGAUUUAAUAAAAAAUAAUGAUCCAAUUAAAGAAGAAAAUGAUAAGUCUGAGGCAAUGGAAAUCGAAUCAAUACCAGAACCAGAACCAGAACCCAUUCCAUUAGAAAUAAAAACAGAUUCAAAUACGAAUGGGUCCAUGUCACAAGAAAAUUUGGAAAGAAGACUGAAAAUAGAGGAAGAAGUUACUUUUCUCGGUACACAAAGGGCUAUUGCUUUUAUGCCGCCUGAUGGGGGCGAAGAUGAAUUGGAAGAUUUGCCUGAUGAUUUCUAUGACCUAACUAUAGAAGAAGUUCGAAGACUGUAUAACGAUUUACAGCAGCAUCGUUUGCAGUUAGAAAAUACGCCAUUAAUUACUACCACCAAGCGAGAAGAACUUACAAAGCAGUCAUCCGAACAAAAGUUGAAUACAUACAAAAAUGUUGUUGUUCGUGUACAAUUCCCAGAUCAUAUGAUAUUACAAGGAAUAUUUUGCCCAUCAAAUACAAUUCAAGACGUAACAAAUUUCAUUAGAGAACAUCUUGAAGAUUCUGAUAAACCUUUUCAUAUAUUUACAACUCCCCUUAAGGAAACAUUGGAUCCAAAAAUGACUUUACACGAUGCUAAGUUUGUGCCAUGUGUUCACAUGCACUUUAACUGGUUAGAAGAGAAUAUAAAUCAGAUGUAUUUGAAAAAAGAGAUAUAUUCGAAAAAGACAUCAAGUGAUGCUGCUAGUAUUUUAGCGUCUAAGUAUAGGGCCCCAAGCAGGCGAAAAAUAGAUGACAAUCAAGACAGUUCCCGGAAAUCUAGUGCAGCCAUACCAUCUACUUCUAAAAAUAGCAAAGUGCCAAAGUGGUUCAAAAACUAGUUUGUAUUUUUCAUGUGUGAUACCUACUUAUAUAUUUUUUAAUUAUAUUAAUUCUUACAGGUAACCGAA